Molecule: messenger RNA, 2583 nt
Organism: Pelagomonas calceolata
Lineage: Eukaryota; Pelagophyceae; Pelagomonadales; Pelagomonadaceae
Source: the annotation of a GenBank genome assembly
AGCUUCCUGGACUUGUGCCCACCGCCUGCGCCCGCCCGCAGCCGCACGCGUGGGGCUUCCCGGCUGCCAACAAACCUCCUCGGUCCUCAAUUUUCAAAAGUGCCCCGGCCGCCGGCACCGAACAAUCAGCACUGAAGGGCAGCCCCACCAUGUUGUCAACCACGAGCACGCCGCGCGCCGCGUCGUCGCCCGAGAGCGAGGGCGAGUACUUCAAGAAGAGGAACUGGAAGCACAGGGACGUCAAGCAGCGUCACGGCCUGCACGGCUACGAUCCUUUGGAUAGAGCGUUCCAGCAAAUUCGCGAGGAGAAAAAACAGCGGAGCACCUUCUUCAGCUCACCUAGGUCUCCUUCCGCGAAGGAGCACGCGAAAAGAGCGACAGAUCUACUCAAGGAGCACGUCGAGACGAUGAAGGGUUUGGACCUCGCGUUCCGCUACACGUUUCGCGGCGCGAAGCUCGGGUUUUCGAUCGUCGUGGCGCGAUACGGCGAAGAAGGGCGGGAACACGUCCAGAUCGAGGCCACGCAGCCGCACUGCGACCUGUACAGGCCGCAGCGGCCCUUGAAGGAACUCGAGAACAUGAGAGAUAAAAUCAUGCCGACGGACGAGUUGAUAGCCAUCAACGGCGAGUACAUCCCCGACGUGUCGGCCAAGACCUUUCCGCAAAUUCUCAAGAAGAUCCAGAAGGCGGGCCGGCCGCUGACGGCGACGUUCGUGCUGGGCGAGAGGCGCGAGGAGGCGCACUCCGAGCAGGAGGAGGGGCGGGCCAUGCUGCGCGAGGAUUUACGACUGCCCGACGUGUCUGGUUAUGUGAAGGAGGCCCAGUCUCAUCGAGCCAUCGCCGCGGACGGCCUGCGGCAGACGAGGAAGGCAGUCGAGGCGAGAAGGCCGAUCAACGAGUGCCGGACCUACGUCAACGCCGCCGAGCAGGGCGCGCUGAAGGCCGCGCCGCCGGCCCAGGCCUGCGCCAAGCUCCCCAUCGACGCGAGAUCCGCGAAGGCCGAGCGGUUGAUCGGGACCGCGCAGCUGAAAACGGCCCAAGCCGCGCAGGACGCCCGCACCGACGCGGACGAGGCCGCCCGACUCCUACGAGCCUACGAGUUGCGAAGAAAUGCGGAGGACGGCGAGACGUUCGCGGUGGACCAGCUGAGCAGUCCCGGUGCGAUUGCCGGAGUGUGCUUCCGCGAUGACGUUGAGGGAGAUUCGAUCCUGGGCGACCUGCGCGCGCCGCUCGCGGGGUACAAGCCCGACGCGGCCUGGUGCUGCGGGAGCUGGGUCCUCGUGAAGGCGGAGGGCCUGGAUCAGUAUAGAGGCGCGCUUUCCAAAAGAACGACGGCGUCGGUGCGCGUGCCGGACGGCGCUUCCGCAGGAACAGUUAUAGAGGCCCACCUGCCCGACGGGACGCCCGUGAACGUGAUUCUACCAAGGGGCGCGCGGCCCGGCCAGCAGCUCGACGCGCCCAUCUCGUAUGCUCGGGACUUGACGCUCGACGUGGCCAUCUCGCGCAGUUCCGCCUACGAAGUGAGAGCGACGGAGCAAGGGCGUAGCAGGAGGGAGCGCGGCACGCUCAACAAACCGCUUGCCAUCCAGCGGGGCGCCCAACAGAUGACGAAGACCUUUACUCUCUCAAAGGACCGCGCGGACAUCAGCGCGACGAACGGCCAGCAGACGCGCUGGGUGCCCGGGCCCAACGACACUUUAGUGGUAACGUCGACCUUUCCCCGUUUAACCCCUUUAUCUGUGGAGCUGAUUUUUGAGAGAAGGAGUAAGCCUAUUGAGGAGGACGACGAGGACCCGUUCGCCAAGUACCUACCGGCGAAAGUCGACGCUCAUGCGUUCCUGCGGCAACUGAACUCCGUCGUCGCGACGGCGGGCCUCAAGUACAGGAACCAGCGCGCGAACAUCCCGCGAGACGAGGAGGACGCGUGGAAUAUAUAUAUUAUGACGGAGCACUGCGACGCGAAGUUCGAGUGGUUGUGCGGCCAGUGGGCCUGCGUCGCGACGGAGGGCUUGGCCGAGUACAACAGAGCGCUGGGUCUGAAGCUGCCCGACGAGGCGACGCCGAUGGCGCUCGGCAUCGCCGUGUCCGGCGACCGGUUUUAUGAAUUGCACGUGCGGUCGGGCGGCGAGUAUUUCAUCGAGCGGGGCGAGUUCGGCAAACCGACCGUAAUCAACGCGGCGGGCGGCGUGACGUUCGACAAGCGCUGCGACGUAUCAGCAUCAGGUAAGACGAUGGCCGUGGGCACGCCGGGCGCGCAGGUCGUCUCCAUCAAGCGCCUGUCGCCGACGGACUCCGAUCUCUUAGUGACAACCUCAUACCCGGAACUGACCGACGCCGUCGUCUGCCGCGUCUUCACGCUGAAGCACAAGUGGUCCGAGAAGAACGGCGUCGGCGCGGGCCACGCGAACGCCGAGACGGGCUCGGCCUACCGCCUCGACGGGCCCGGGCCGCGGCCGCAGACGGGCGACGACGACUUUUUUGGGUUGGACUACACGUGCGGCGCGCUGGGCAUGCGCGAGGGGUGCUACGCGGGGUGCGUGGGCUAGGUCGGGCCCGAUGCGUAUAGUACACAAUGAGCACUUA